CCGCGGGAAGGGCCCAGGGGCCUCACACUUGGAGUCCUGGGAGCUGCAGGGCUCGGCCCGGAGGGACGCUGCACGUGGAGCCCGCGCCUCUGCCGUUCGCAGCCGGCCCCGGAGCGCGGGCGAGAGCGCCAGGGCCGAUUCCGGAGCGGAUGGUUUUGAAACCUUCAAAAUUCUUACAGGACUGAUCUUUUGAAAUACUUCAACCAUGACUAAGAGAGAAGCAGAAGAGCUGAUAGAAAUUGAGAUUGACGGAACAGAGAAAUCAGAGUGUACAGAAGAAAGCAUUGUAGAACAAACCUACACCCCAGCUGAAUGUGUAAGCCAGGCCAUAGACAUCAAUGAACCAAUAGGCAAUUUAAAGAAACUGCUAGAACCAAGACUGCAGUGUUCAUUGGAUGCUCAUGAAAUUUGUCUGCAAGAUAUCCAGCUGGAUCCAGAACGAAGUUUAUUUGACCAAGGAGUAAAGACAGAUGGAACUGUACAGCUUAGUGUACAGGUAAUUUCUUACCAAGGAAUCGAGCCCAAACUGAACAUCCUUGAGAUUGUUAAAACUGCGGAAACCGUUGAAGUGGUCAUUGAUCCAGAUGCCCAUCAUGCUGAAGCAGAAGCACACCUUGUUGAGGAAGCUCAAGUGAUAACCCUUGAUGGCACAAAACAUAUCACGACCAUUUCAGAUGAAACCUCAGAGCAGGUGACAAGAUGGGCUGCUGCACUGGAAGGUUACAGGAAAGAACAAGAACGCCUUGGGAUACCCUAUGAUCCUAUACAGUGGUCCACAGACCAAGUCCUGCAUUGGGUGGUUUGGGUAAUGAAGGAAUUCAGCAUGACUGAUAUAGACCUCACCACACUCAACAUUUCAGGAAGAGAAUUAUGUAGUCUCAACCAAGAAGAUUUUUUUCAGCGGGUCCCUCGGGGAGAGAUUCUUUGGAGUCAUCUGGAGCUUCUUCGAAAAUAUGUGUUGGCAAGCCAAGAACAACAGAUGAAUGAGAUAGUUACAAUUGAUCAACCUGUGCAAAUUAUUCCAGCAUCAGUGCAGUCUGCUACACCAACUGCCAUUAAAGUGCUAAACAGCAGUGCAAAGGCAGCUAAAGUCCAGAGAGCUCCAAGGAUUUCAGGAGAGGAUAGGAGCUCACCUGGGAACAGAACAGGAAACAAUGGACAAAUCCAACUGUGGCAGUUUUUACUAGAACUCCUUACUGACAAGGAUGCUCGAGACUGUAUUUCUUGGGUUGGUGAUGAAGGUGAAUUUAAACUAAAUCAGCCUGAACUGGUUGCACAAAAGUGGGGACAACGUAAAAAUAAGCCUACAAUGAACUAUGAGAAGCUAAGUCGUGCAUUAAGGUAUUAUUAUGAUGGGGACAUGAUUUGUAAAGUUCAAGGCAAGAGAUUUGUAUACAAGUUUGUCUGUGACUUGAAGACUCUUAUUGGAUACAGCGCAGCAGAGUUGAACCGUUUGGUCACGGAAUGUGAACAGAAGAAACUUGCAAAGAUGCAGCUUCAUGGGAUUGCCCAGCCGGUCACAGCAGUAGCCCUGGCUGCUGCUUCUCUACAAACAGAAAAGGAUAACUGAGGCCCAGUGCCUUCUGGGAGUCCAAGAUCUUUCUUAAAUAUUUAGAGCAAGUAUUGCUCUUAUCUUUAUUACUGAAUUUGGAUCUUCUCUUAUUUCUAGACUGUACAAUCCAGUGCAUGAUUUUUUUAUAAAUAUUUCAUACUCUUGUGAAUUUGGAUCUUUUUACUUUGAGCAUAUAUUUUAGAAUAUAUGUAUGUUAAAGAAUCACCACAAUAUCUGCCGCGUGAAAGCGGGCCCAUUGUGGGAUAGUUUGUUAACAGUUAGGAAAGCUAAAGUGGUCAGUAUUAAUGUCUAGCCCUACCAAAAAUAGCCAGUAGCAUCUGAAGAUGAAAAAUAAAUAAGUAUCUCCAGGAAACAGUCUGGCUUAACUAUUUUUGAAAAAAUAACUUUCCCCUCUCUGCUGCUUUAGAUGUAGCUUUACAUAGAACCAGAAAAUGGAGUUUCUUAGCUAGAGCAUUUGCGCCUGUUUCAUCUAAUCAAGCAGAGCUAAAAUGUUCAUAUCAAAUAAAAUUAUAAUAUUAAUAAAUUACUAAACUAAGUAUCAGGUUAUUAAAGUAAUUUAUAUAUUUGCAAGCAAAGUUGACUGGCAAAGAGCAGUUCUGAUGGAGAUCCAGGUUUAGAUGUGGCUUAACUCAGCCAGUGACAGAUUUUUCUGUAUAGAUUAUUCAUAUUGUCAAGCCAAGAAUUUAAAUUAUUUUGAAAGAGACAUUUAAUUCUAAUAAAGCAGCCAUUCAAAAAUUCUAAAAUGAUCUCUGUUUUUCUAUCAGAGAUUUAAAAAACUGAAAAGGUAUAUACCUCAGCCAGAAAAUACAUUUGUUUGGUUUAGCAUGGCUUCCUUUUUCUUUCUUUUUUUUUUAAUUACUCUAUAGUAGCAGCUUAUUAGGCAGAACAGCUUAUAUAUUCCGUGUUUCUGAUAAAGUGAAGACUUUAAAUCAGUCAGCAGUGCUUUACCUUUCAAGAUACUAGUAAUUACAAUAGGAAAAUUGGACCUCCAUUAUAGGUAGUCUUCUCUUUACAACUUCCCAUUUAUUUUUUUCUUUUGAGUAUUACAUAUGUUUGUACAAAUAUCUAUGUACAUGUGCAGUUUGCCACUUUGUAUGUGCACUUAAACACAUUUAUAUGAAGACAUAACGAUACCCAAAAAGAAAAUCAUUAAACCAUUUUGAAAACUAACUAGCUCCUAUAUAAAUGAAGUUCCUUACCAUGAGCUAACAUACUAAACACAAACAGCUAGAAAAUUUUUUUCUUUUCAUUUCUUUUUACUAUUGUGUGUUUGUUUCCAGGUAUUAAUAUAAAUAAAGACAAGAAAGACUGCAAAUAACUUUUAAUCCUCUUACAAAGAAGAUUGAUUCUCAAAUAUUACUUUAUGCAUCUUCAUCAUUUCAUUAAAUCCAUAGCCCAGAACAGCUUUAGAGAAGCUUAGUUAAUGCUUUUCACUAAUUAGGAGGAAAUGGCGAUGAUGUUGUUAGAAGUUGCUGCUACCAAUACUAGGCAGAGAGCUCUGAUCUUUUCUGCUAAUCUUAAAUCAUAAUUUUAAGUGCUGUGUUAUUGGACUGCGGUUAUAUUGUCCAUUUAUAUUGCUAUCUUAAAUUCAAGAUUCUGCAGUAGUUCUAAAAAGAAUAAAAUUUGUAAUUUCCAUUGUUACUUCUUUAUAAGCACAUAAAGAAUAGACUGACAAAUUGUUAGUAAAAUUGGGCACUUUGGUUGCAAGAAUAUCUCAACAGAAUAAUAUUAAAUAAUAUAUUGAAACCCCAGCUUUGGAUAACAAAUAGCUAAACAGGAUCUGUUUAUGACCUAUGGAGUUGAUUAAUCAAUUUAAAAACAUAGUAAAGUAUACUCUUUUGGUAUAUUAUUAGGAGUAUAAGAAUAUUGACUUUUAGAUUAAAAUGUUUUUGGGAAGACAUACUAAAAUUUUAGCCAAGAUAACAAACUUCCUUUAUGUCUCACUUACAUGUAUUUAGGUUUUUAAGGCAAAGAAUAACAGAUUUCUUUAAGAUCUCCAAAAUCAAACUGUUGUUUCUUUUUCUCCUUUAGCCAUUACUCAAAUGCCUUUUUUUUCCUUUUGCAGUUUUUGUUUCAUUCCUCAUAAUAUGAACAGAGACUUUCACACAUGAUCAGAUGCUGUUUCUUUUCUUCACCUCUGUCAUGCCAUCAUCUUCUGUACCCUGACAUAAGUAAUGUGACUAAUUGACUACAGAAAACUGUCAGUACUUUGUGUCAAGUAUUUCCAUUGUCCUUAUUGAGGUUACAGGUAUCAGAAAGCCAGUUAGUCUUCUAUUAAAAGAUAACGUGUUGUAAGAAAAUAAAAUUCAUGCUAUUCCAAAGGAAGAAAGAUAAAAUCAUUGAUGGGCCUUUGUAUCUUACAAGAAUAAUGAAAUUUUCACUUCUGUGUUAGAACUGUUUUUCCCUGUGAGGUUUUCUUUGAGCCAAUUUUCAAAUAUACCUUGCUAGCCUGAAUUCUGAAAUGUGAGUUGGUAUCAGAAAAUCAAGCUAAUUAGGCAGAAUUUCUGAGUGUGGUUGAUCUUCACAUGGGUCAACUGAUAACAUUCAUCUUUUGUCAUCCACAUCGUUUAAUUAGGAAAAAUUGAUUGUUUUCUCCCAAGACUAAAGGUGAUACAAAGUAUAUUUCUUCAAAAGGUUCUGCUUUGAUAGUGAGUGAGGUCUGUUUUCCUUGUUCAUCAUUUUAUGCUACUGCCUCUUAAAAAGGACUAAAGUAUAUGUAUCUUGGGAUAGCACAAAAACAUUUUAAAGUUCACAAUUACGAAAGAAACCUAUGAAUAACUUAAUGUCUUCAGACCUAAAGAGUGUAAAGAAUACUAAAGCUUCAAUAUAUCACUUGCCAGGAAAAAACAUUCUCAGUCUUUUGUAAAAGGGAGAAAAAUUUUUGCAUACAUUUUUACUCUUUAAAUAAAGACACUUAUACUGUCAUAAUAACAAUUAUGUAUUUCUUUGUGGUUUUUAUUUUUACUGUAAUUUUACAUAAGACAGUUAUUUUCUAUUUUUACUCAGAUAAAAGUAUUUGUGCAUAAAAUGUAAAAAAAUAGUAAAAUGAGAAAAAUAAAAUAUACAGUAUGUUUCCAU
Molecule: messenger RNA, 4651 nt
Organism: Oryctolagus cuniculus (rabbit)
Lineage: Eukaryota; Metazoa; Chordata; Mammalia; Lagomorpha; Leporidae
Gene: GABPA
Product: GA binding protein transcription factor subunit alpha
Biological process (GO): regulation of transcription by RNA polymerase II; cell differentiation
Cellular component (GO): nucleus
Molecular function (GO): sequence-specific DNA binding; DNA-binding transcription factor activity, RNA polymerase II-specific
Source: RefSeq, a predicted model, not a curated record